Trametes versicolor FP-101664 SS1 is the source of this 1000-nucleotide messenger RNA. Its product is annotated as siroheme synthase. The record is from RefSeq and is a predicted model, not a curated record. NCBI's taxonomy places the organism in Eukaryota, Fungi, Basidiomycota, Agaricomycetes, Polyporales, Polyporaceae. Bases 1 to 834 code for a protein of 277 amino acids. Gene Ontology annotation, biological process: siroheme biosynthetic process. Gene Ontology annotation, molecular function: protoporphyrin ferrochelatase activity; precorrin-2 dehydrogenase activity. The transcript has a single exon.
AUGCCGCCAGACCUCGCCUCUCUCCACGGAGGCUCCCUCCUCCUCGCAUGGCAGCUCAAGGACAAGCACGUCCUCAUCGUCGGCGGCGGUGACGUCGCCUCAGGCCGCAUCGAGUCUGUCCUCGUCGCCGACGCGCGCAUUACCCUCAUUGCCCCCCGCGCCGGCCUCCACCCGCUCACUCAGUGGUUCGUCGACAACUCCGACCGCAUCACUUACCAUGACCGCCUCUUCGCUGGCCCCGAGGACCUAGCAGACGUCGACCUCGCUCUCACCGCGAUCGACGACGUCGACGCGUCGCGCGCCAUCUGUGCCCUUUGCAGGGAGCGCAGGAUCCCUGUGAACGUCGCGGACAUCCCGCCCUCCUGCGACUUCUACUUUGGGUCCCAGAUCCGGAGCGGGCCCCUGCAGGUCAUGAUUUCGACCAACGGCCGCAGCCCCAAGCUCGCGAACAUCAUCCGCCGCAAGAUCGAGGCGUGCCUCCCCGAGCAGGCGGGCGAAGCCAUCGAGAAGGUCGGCGAGCUCCGGACGAAGCUCAAGGAGCGCGCGCCUGGCGUGGGUGGAGACGUUGGCCGCCGCCGCAUGCGCUGGAUGGUCGACGUGUGCUCGAGCUGGGAUAUCGGCGAGCUCGCGCUGCUCGACGACCAGAUGAUGGCGCGCUUGCUUGACGAGGGUUGGGAGAAGAACCAGGUCCCGAAGCUCGAAGACGUCGGCGGGCAGGCGAAGAAAGCAGGCACCCGCAACUCGGGCCCGUAUGGACCGUUCUUCCCUACCGCGCUCGGUUUUGUCGCGGGCGCGGCCGCUGCGGCCGUCUUCCUGCUCGCGCGCCGUCAUUAACCGACAUCCACGCGCGACACAACACAUGCAAAAUAGAACGCGGCGCGCCCUUGCAAGCCGCUGGACCACGGAAUAGACGAUAGAGCUCCCCUCGGGUCCGGAAUUCAGCACGUCCAUACUCCUCAAUGUAACAUACUCGCAUUCACACUUGCUUUUUGCUUUGCUC